Messenger RNA from Nerophis ophidion (straightnose pipefish), 4195 nucleotides. RefSeq names its product lipoyltransferase 1 (gene lipt1). Gene Ontology annotation, cellular component: cytoplasm; mitochondrion. The coding region runs from base 186 to 1457 and encodes 423 amino acids. The record is from RefSeq and is a predicted model, not a curated record. Gene Ontology annotation, molecular function: lipoyltransferase activity. Gene Ontology annotation, biological process: protein lipoylation. The transcript has 5 exons. NCBI's taxonomy places the organism in Eukaryota, Metazoa, Chordata, Actinopteri, Syngnathiformes, Syngnathidae.
CGAAGAAGAAGAAAAGAAGAAGAAGAAGAAGAAAAGUAGGAAGCGUCGACCUUCUACCAGUUAGCAAGAAAUAGCAUCUUCUUGCCUUCAGCACCUAAGAAACUUCAUUUAUCUGACAAGUUCUUCAUUUAUGUGACAAGUUGUUGCCUUCAGCACGUGCUUCUUGAACGUUGCGUUAUGUGAAGAUGACCACCAUGUGGUCGCACAUUGGGAGGACAGCGCCUCUCUUCAGAGGCUCUGCGGGGGGCUGCAGGGGUCCAAGAGUCACUCAGGUGACUCGGGCCUGUAGUAGUCUGCUGAGUGACAGCAGGAAGGGGCUCGUCCUGUACUCCCAGUCCACAGACGUAUACGAGAACCUUUCCCUGGAGAACUGGAUAGAGGACAACGUGGACUUGGAGCAACGCAACAUCCUACUGCUGUGGCGCAGCAGGCCAGCCGUGGUCAUUGGGCGACACCAGAAUCCCUGGCAGGAGUGCAACCUGUCACUCAUGAGGCAUUCAGGAAUAGCUUUAGCCCGAAGACAUAGUGGUGGAGGCACGGUCUUCCAUGAUUUAGGAAACCUCAACUUGACCUUCUUUGCUUCCAAGAAGGCAUAUAACCGCCAGAGGAACCUGAAGGUCAUCACGGAGGCUCUGAAGUGUCUUCGACCUGGACUGGAGGUGGAAGCCACCAAAAGGUUUGACAUCUUUCUGAAGGAGCAGUACAAGAUCUCAGGAAGUGCAUCCAGAAUUGGCAGGAAGUCAUCAUACCACCACUGCACACUCCUGCAUUCAGCAGACCGGUCUGCCCUCUCCACCGUGUUGCGCUCUUCCUGCCAGGGUCUCCGCAGCAACGCCACGCCCAGUGUGCCCUCGCCUGUGGCCAACCUGCUGGACCUGGAGCCCAGCAUGCAGUGGGCAGAGCUGCUGGAUGCACUGGCCAAUCAGUACGGUGCAGAGUUUGCUGUCAGCUCUGCAAAGAAUCCCGUCACUCCUGCUGACGAGUCAGCGUUUCCAGGUGUCAGCAGGGUGGCCGCAGAACUACGAGGGUGGGACUGGAUAUUUGGCAAGACCCCAAAGUUCAGUGUCCAAACGCCACUGACACUGCGCGACAACACGUCCUCGGCCGAGUGCACGGCACACCUCUGCGUGGAGGUGAAGAGUGGUGUGAUUGCCAAGUGCCACUUGGACCUUCCUACUGACUGGCUUCCAGCUGGCCUCAGCAGCAAGGUCAGCAGAGUGCUGGAGGGAGAGCACUUUUGUCCACAACGCAUCACUGCCUCCUUUGCUGGGGUGUGGCGCUGGCAGAGCAGCAAACACUGUGACCGACUUCAAAGACUGUGUGACGCCAUCUUGGCUGCCAUGGGGGAACACAAACAUCAGGGAACAUCAGCUGUGCCACCAUCUCGCCCUCUUCACACACCGCUCACUUCUGACACUCAAGUCAACACUGUUGACAUCAUCGUCCAAGAAGCCUGAGGGGUCUCUGUUGCUGGGAUAGCACCUCACACAUCAUGGAAGGUCUCUGGACACAGUUCCUGGGAUAGCACCUCACACAUCAUGGAAGGUCUCUGGACACAUUUUCUGUGAUAGCACCUCACACAUCAUGGAAGGUCUCUGGACACAUUUUCUGUGAUAGCACCUCACACAUCAUGGAAGGUCUCUGGACACAGUUCCUGUGAUAGCACCUCACACAUCAUGGAAGGUCUCUGGACACAGUUCCUGUGAUAGCACCUCAGACAUCAUGGAAGGUCUCUGGACACAUUUUCUGUGAUAGCACCUCAGACAUCAUGGAAGGUCUCUGGACACAGUUCCUGUGAUAGCACCUCAGACAUCAUGGAAGGUCUCUGGACACAGUUCCUGGGAUAGCACUUCACACAUCAUGGAAGGUCUCUGGACACAGUUCCUGGGAUAACACCUCAGACAUCAUGGAAGGUCUCUGGACACAGUUCCUGUGAUAGCACCUCAGACAUCAUGGAAGGUCUCUGGACACAGUUCCUGUGAUAGCACCUCAGACAUGGAAGGUCUCUGGACACAGUUCCUGGGAUAGCACUUCACACAUCAUGGAAGGUCUCUGGACACAGUUCCUGGGAUAGCACCUCAGACAUCAUGGAAGGUCUCUGGACACAGUUCCUGGGAUAGCACCUCACACCUCAUGGAAGGUCUCUGGACACAGUUCCUGUGAUAGCACCUCAGACAUCAUGGAAGGUCUCUGGACACAGUUCCUGUGAUAGCACCUCAGACAUGGAAGGUCUCUGGACACAGUUCCUGGGAUAGCACUUCACACAUCAUGGAAGGUCUCUGGACACAGUUCCUGUGAUAGCACCUCAGACAUGGAAGGUCUCUGGACACAGUUUCUGUGAUAGCACCUCACACAUCAUGGAAGGUCUCUGGACACAGUUCCUGUGAUAGCACCUCAGACAUGGAAGGUCUCUGGACACAGUUCCUGGGAUAGCACUUCACACAUCAUGGAAGGUCUCUGGACACAGUUCCUGGGAUAGCACCUCAGACAUCAUGGAAGGUCUCUGGACACAGUUCCUGGGAUAGCACCUCAGACAUCAUGGAAGGUCUCUGGACACAGUUCCUGUGAUAGCACCUCAGACAUCAUGGAAGGUCUCUGGACACAGUUCCUGUGAUAGCACCUCAGACAUGGAAGGUCUCUGGACACAGUUCCUGGGAUAGCACUUCACACAUCAUGGAAGGUCUCUGGACACAGUUCCUGGGAUAGCACCUCAGACAUCAUGGAAGGUCUCUCGACACAGUUCCUGGGAUAGCACCUCACACCUCAUGGAAGGUCUCUGGACACAGUUCCUGUGAUAGCACCUCAGACAUCAUGGAAGGUCUCUGGACACAGUUCCUGGGAUAGCACCUCAGACAUGGAAGGUCUCUGGACACAGUUCCUGGGAUAGCACUUCACACAUCAUGGAAGGUCUCUGGACACAGUUCCUGGGAUAGCACCUCAGACAUCAUGGAAGGUCUCUGGACACAGUUCCUGGGAUAGCACCUCACACCUCAUGGAAGGUCUCUGGACACAGUUCCUGUGAUAGCACCUCAGACAUCAUGGAAGGUUUCUGGACACAGUUCCUGUGAUAGCACCUCAGACAUGGAAGGUCUCUGGACACAGUUCCUGUGAUAGCACCUCACACCUCAUGGAAGGUCUCUGGACACAGUUCCUGUAAUAGCACCUCAGACAUCAUGGAAGGUCUCUGGACACAGUUCCUGUGAUAGCACCUCAGACAUGGAAGGUCUCUGGACACAGUUUCUGUGAUAGCACCUCAGACAUCAUGGAAGGUCUCUGGACACAGUUCCUGUGAUAGCACCUCAGACAUCAUGGAAGAGGUCUCUGGACACAGUUCCUGUGAUAGCACCUCAGACAUCAUGGAAGAGGUCUCUGGACACAGUUUCCGUGACAUCACAGCCAAUCUGUAAAACACAAAAGACAGCAACAGUAAAACAAUCAAUUAUAUUUAUGUAGCACUUUUUCUCUCCUGCCAUAAAGCGGGUUACAUUGAGAAUGGUCUUGUACAUUACCUCUGGUGGUGGUCAGCCACACUUUCCCCAAUGGGAUGAAGGUGGAAGAAGUGCCUGGCCCAAGGACAUGACGGCAGUGACUCAGAUGUGGCAAGCUGGAUACGUACCAGGAACUCGCAAGUUUGGGACAGCCACUCUACCAUCUGAGCCACUCUGCCCCAAAUGGCAAAUAAGUUGUUGGGAAAUUGUCCGUUGUCAAGUCAAGGUGGUAAGCGUCAACAUUUCAAUUCCAAGCACAUCUGCUUUGUCCAAAGCAAUGAGCUAUUUGGAUUGACACUGUAUGAAAACACAUUGCAAAAGGAAUUUUACCUUUGCAAGCUCAUUAUACUAUUGGCUAAGUUUUAUAUUCAUAUAUGUAAGUUUCUCAAUACCCGACCUAUCUUUUGUGCCUUUAAAAAAGAAUUACAAUUCUACAUUAAAACACUCUUUACCUGUAACAAGCAAAAAGCUGUGAAAACUAUGAUGCUGUGUUCCACAUUGAAAUGAUUGACUGAGAUUGUGAGCCCAUGGCUUCACUUCCACUUCCGGCUCCUUCACGUCAUGAACUGUGUCACAAAAAAAUUGUUUCGAAUUUAAAGAGACACUGCGCAUGUGCAGUCUACGCAUAUGUCCAAUUCUUGAACCGGAAAUAGAAAAAUGACUUUUUCAAUCCCAUAUUCGAUUUUUAAAAAAAAUCAUUUCUGUUU